GGACUCUGCGUAACCUUGUAGCUUUGUUUAUACAGUUUUAACUCAUUCCAAUGUCUAGAAGCACUUGGAUAAUUCAAUCGGUUCUUAUAUUCCGCCGAGUGGGAAAAUAGUAAGAUACUUGAGUUGAGAGUAUUUUUCACCCCAUUCAUCAUUAUUCCAUCAUGGAGAAGCGGAUACACGGACAUGCUGAACCAAGGCUCAUGGAGCUGCUUGAAGCAUUUCAGGGCUAUCUUGAGACAGGAGAAGAGUUGAGCGCUUCUAUUGUUGCCAACAUUGAUGAAGAAAACGUGGUUGAUGUUUGGGGAGGCUUCCAUACUCAUGACAAGACCGAGAAUUGGGAGCACGAUACCAUAGUUAAUGUCUUCUCAACGACAAAGACUAUUUGUGCACUUAAUUCACUCAUCCUAAUUGAUCGUGGACUUCUCAGCAUAAAUGAUACAGUGCACAAAUUCCGGGCUGAGUUGGAAAGUCAUGCAUUGAGAUUAGACAAAUCUUACCAAAUACGUCUGGAUUUUCAGGCUGGGAAUUGCAAAUGACUACGAGUGACCUCUUCGAUUUCGAUCUAAGUGCUACAAAGCUAGCAAAACAAGAACCAUGGUAGACACCGGGAUCAGCAUCUGGCUAUCAUUCGUGGACCUAUGGUUUUUUCGUCGUGGUUCGCAAAACUACAGGUAAAACUUUGAAAGACUUCGUUGUCCAAGGAAUAGCUGCUUCA
This is a messenger RNA of Botrytis cinerea B05.10, 715 nucleotides long. RefSeq lists its product as hypothetical. The transcript has a single exon. Bases 162 to 536 code for a protein of 124 amino acids. The record is from RefSeq and is a predicted model, not a curated record. Lineage: Eukaryota; Fungi; Ascomycota; Leotiomycetes; Helotiales; Sclerotiniaceae.